UGAAAGGUGAGCGAAGAAGGUGGCUCUCGGGAAGCGUAGUUCUUGCGGCUGAGGAAGUUGCGGAGCCGCGGGUGGACUCCGUGGACGCCGAAAGCCCAGAAUACGCCUCGCCGCCAUGCCGAAAUACUACGAAGGGAAAGAGGAGGACAAGCGGGCCUGCUCCGGGAUACGCGAGGACCUGAAGACCUGCUUGCUGGAGUGUCCCUGCGUCAUCAAGGAAGGGAAGAGCGCCAAACAAUGCUUGAAGGAAGGACAUUGCAGAAGUUUGCUAAUUUCCAUGUUUGAAUGCAGAAGAUCAUUGUUGGAUAACAGAACAAGAUUCAGAGGAAUAAAAGGAUAUUGAAGCUGCAUUUUAAGAAACAAUCUUGGGGAUAUUUUUGGCAGAUUGAAAGACCAGAAUUCUCUGGGUUUCCUUCGAAGCUAUUCCUGGAUGUGAUAUCAUGAAAUGAUUGGCACUGUGAAUAUUAGAUGUACUGAAUUGAAAAUCAAGUCUGGCAGUUUUGUGGCUAUCAUAUUGUAAAUAAAAUCUUUAAUUUCAACUGA
This is a messenger RNA of Pantherophis guttatus, 543 nucleotides long. RefSeq names its product cytochrome c oxidase assembly factor 5 (gene COA5). NCBI's taxonomy places the organism in Eukaryota, Metazoa, Chordata, Lepidosauria, Squamata, Colubridae. Gene Ontology annotation, cellular component: mitochondrion. The record is from RefSeq and is a predicted model, not a curated record. Gene Ontology annotation, biological process: mitochondrial respiratory chain complex IV assembly.